AUGAUGGUGCAAUUAAUGGUCGGUUCGUUCUUUCUAAUACUGCGGCGUAUGGACAGGAUUUCUGCUGCACCCAAUAUAAGAGCUAAUCAGCGACGUGAUCUGUUCAGCCUUUUCUGGGCGUUUGAAACAUCAGCACUGGUCGAUCUCGGUUACCAUGUAAGUCUGUUCAUUUUGGCAGACGACAAAAAAGGCUGCAGCGGUAUAUUUGACCACGAUCAACUGCGUUAUUCAUUGAUGAAAUUCCCAUACGAUAUAAUCUCAUUUCUUAUGCCUGUCUGGGCAAUUCUUUACGUUUUUCGUUCUUCUUCGAAAAGGAACACUUAUGACGAUGAUUUGACGGAGUCGUUUUAUUCGUCACGUUCUUCAUCAAUCUCUUCUAUUGCGGAUGUAGUGGUUGUACGUAAUUGGCGUCGUCGUUACCGACCCCUUACACAGCCAUCUAGCCAGGAUCAGCCGAUUCUGUCUGGACGUCGUCCUCGACCAUCACCUGGUAGUGCUGCAGGUCGUCUACGUCCGGUGAGUUCGGCACCGACAAUGGUGGUUGGGCGUCGCGUAUCGACCUCGCGAAGCCUGGUUAGCAGUCCUUUGUACUCGAUUCCGGAGGAGCUAGCGAAUCAUGAACACGACGUAGCUGCUGUAGUUGGUUCGAUCGAUCGACUAUCAAUGGCACCAUUGAAUGUAGAUUUAGAACAUUAA
Haemonchus placei is the source of this 696-nucleotide messenger RNA. The record is from the annotation of a GenBank genome assembly. NCBI's taxonomy places the organism in Eukaryota, Metazoa, Nematoda, Chromadorea, Rhabditida, Trichostrongylidae.